AUGGACAAAUUCUCCAUGGAUUUAUACAGAUCUUCAUGUCAAUGCUUCCUCAGCAAAGUCAUCCCAAGCCAACACGUUAAUUUCAAGAGGAACGGUACCUUUACUUUCAAAGGAGACGAUGUUCUUUCGGAGGAACACGAGUGCAUCAUUUUUAGGAAAUUGGAACCGGGCAUGUCGGUAGUAAUGCAUUUAUUGCGUCCUGAGUAUCACCAAAAAGGAUGGUUCAAGGUCACUAACAAGGCUGCGGAAGGCAUCGCAUCCAUCUUAUUCGACACCCAAGUACGUGUGUUGCAGGAUAUCAUCCAGCAAGAAAAGGACAUUAAUAGUCGUCAUGUACGCUGGUUAACCGGAGAGAAGGACAAUGACAUCUUGGUAUACGUCGACUUUGAUACAAUUGAGCUGUACUCAUGCAUAGGAAAGGAAAUGGCUCAGUUGUACCAUGGAGAUUUCAACACCCCAGAGCUCUUGAUGCAGCAGAUUGCCAAUCAGGUCGUUGUCCUUACUCUUGGCUUAGUGCGCUUGUCCAACAUUGUGCCCAAAAUUGAAGGAUUCAUUGCGCAUGUGAUUUGCAUAGAGAUACAUGAAGUUGAAUUAUGA
Molecule: messenger RNA, 597 nt
Organism: Desarmillaria tabescens
Lineage: Eukaryota; Fungi; Basidiomycota; Agaricomycetes; Agaricales; Physalacriaceae
Exons: 5
Coding region: 1-597 (198 amino acids)
Source: RefSeq, a predicted model, not a curated record